AUGGCAUUGCCGGCCGCACAAUUGACACCUGAGCCUGCAUCCCAGCUCCUGGUUCCUGCUCCAAGUCCUUCGGCUACAGCCCGCCCGCCGCCUUCCCAAAAUGCACAUCAGACCGUGAGUGGUCUGCCCUCAGGGCGGAGCCCAGCGAUGGCUUCCCAGUCACCGAUUGCGAAUGGGGCUCCGAUUGUUGUGCAUGACGAACCGAGUACCCCUAUGGACUUGUCUUCUGCGCUACCAUCUGUGCCGUCGGCGCCCCGUGGUUCUCAGAAGCGGCCUUCGGAACAAUCUGCACCAGAUUCGUCUUCGGCCAACAGCGGCUCCCAAGGCUUCCGCGGUUUCACGCAAAGGAAGAAGUCAAAUGCCAUCGCUGUGUGGCUCCUGACAUUGGCUGCUGCUGAGCGUUCGCAAACGCAUCAGCGUCUCUCGAUCACAAGCGAAGUCACCGUGCCGGUCCAGGUGUACCUGGUAGAGGGCUCGGACUUGGAGCGCUGUGUCGUUUACAACGUUGACGUUGGCGAGGACCAGAUUGCUCUCCCGCGUGAACUGUUAAUAGGCAACGUCGCGUCGUACUUCGGUGGAGGCAGCGGAACAAUGCGUUCCGCACUAGAGUGGCUUUUGCUCAUGUCUGCCGCGAAGCCGGACCUGCAGGGUCUCGUCCGGACCGAGAUCGACGCCGUGAUCGAGCGGAAGGAGCCGAACGGAAGCAAUCGAGUUUCGUGGACGGACCGGUCCCGCAUGCCCUACACCCAGGCGUUCAUUUGGGAGGUGAUGCGCUUCAAGCCUGUCCACCCACUCAGCCCGAUGAGAAGAAACCCGACUGUCUGCGUGCAUCUGACCGCUGGUACCACAUAUUUCUUUUUGUUGCACAUGCAUUCCUUCGGAUUAUGCUGUGUCGCGCGCAUGAAGCCAAUAUACAAAGCACAAAUUGUCUCCGAAUACGAUAUUAUACUCCAUGCCUUACCUAUCGCUGCCUCUACUUCCUCAUUUAUUUUUUUGUUGUUGUUGUUUUGUUUAUACCAAUUAACGGAUCGCAUUUUCCUUUGCCAUUCACGCAGCACCAGCGCCAACAUUAAUUUGGGUGGCUACUUCGUACCCCGUGGCAGCAUCGUUAUUUCUUCGUUCUGGUCUGUCUUCCACGAAGCUUCCUUCUGGGGAGACCCUGAAGUGUUCCGCCCGGAACGCUUUCUGAGCGACGACGGGAAGUCGGCGAAGAAGCCCGAGCGGCUGAUCCCCUUCUCGUACGGAAAACGAUCGUGUGCCGGGGAGUCCAUUGCCGUCAUGGUGGUCUUCAUCUUCUUCACCAACAUCCUGCGUCACUUCUCGGUCGAAGCUCCUUACGAUAGUGCGGCGGCCCUUAAGGACGAAGUGUUAGGCAUCGCAAUGCGACCAGCACCCCGGGAUUUGGUUUUCAGGCCGCGGGCUUAGCUAAGCCUAGAACAGGGAGAAGGAAAACAGCAGCGCCAAAGAAACAACGAGCAGACGUGGACACCGUCUGGUGUACUACUCUCGUCCUUCUUUCCUUCGCGCUACUGUUUUUCUUCUCAGUUAUGGGCCAACUCGCCCAACAACAUGUUUUCCAAGGCGACGUUGAGGGGACCGAACCUGUACCCCAAGACUAUUCGGCGAUACUAAAUUACUACAAGGGCUGCAGAAAGCGGUAUCCACCACCGCACAACUCCCUUAGCAGAGAGGACUCUGUCGUGUGGAGGCAGCUACAAACGGGCUCGUACUCGAACCUAAACGUACUCCGCAAAAUGUAUCCCACACAAUACAAUGACAAAUUCCCCUGGUGCCACGAAACACCCACGCUGUGUCACAUAACGUGGGCAUGCCAGAAGAAAGACGUGCUACCCGUUAUACCAAACCCGAGUGCGGAGCAAUGGGAGGGAGUGCUCUCCAGCGAUCGCCAGGUCGACCAAGAAGGUCUGAUUCGGGGAGCACAACUGGCAGCAGCAUCAAGCGGAGCCCUGGACUAAGGGCAACCAACCGUUGUGCUACAAGAUGGACGAAGCCAUCUGAAGGCCGCAGAAGACCAGCGAAUAAAGUUUUUCAC
Dermacentor andersoni is the source of this 2053-nucleotide messenger RNA. Lineage: Eukaryota; Metazoa; Arthropoda; Arachnida; Ixodida; Ixodidae. The record is from RefSeq and is a predicted model, not a curated record.